AUGGGUAACUGCACAAGUAGGAAAGUACGAGUUGCUAAAGUUACCACCCAUACAAGUGCCGAAGCAUCACGCUCUUGUGAAACCAUUGGGACAGAAUCAGCUCAGAGCAACCACAGCAAGAACCAGCAGGUGGACCAUGAAAAUCCUGUUGCAUUUUACACUGAGCAGCCUUGUCCUUUGAUUGUGAAUAGCUUGGGUAAAUUGGUAGAUAAUCACCAGUCUCACCUCUUAGAAACAACAGAAGGGUUGUCUAGCAAAUUGAAGAAAGUCCCACAAUCACUCACAGCACCAUUCAAAGGAUUAGAGAAGAGAGAGAAUGUGGUUUUAGGAUCAAAUAAUUUAGGGUCAUCAUGUUCCACAGCUGACCUUGGAAACUCAGUUCUUGGAAAAAGUGGAGACAAAUCGAAUAGAAUGAAGGAUAGUGGUGCAAACUUGUCUUCCAAACACACUGAUCAUGACAAUCAGACAAAUCAACACACUUCAGAUGGCUGCAAGAAUAUGGAAGGCAAGUCUGUAAAGGCUAAAAAAACUGUGGUUGAUGCACAUAAAAACACGUUUUGGACAGUGGACUCACUGAGAAAUGAUAAGGACAAGUCUGAAGCACAUGGUGAUAGUAACAGGGAUAUCUUAAAUGGCUUCACACCAGGAGGAGACAAGGAAGAGGUCACACUCCAGCUGGAUCAUAGGGCUAGCAAUGAGUUGCUGCCAAGAAGCAUGGCCACCAAUGUACCACAGCUGCCCACUCUGCAAAACGAUGUUGUGGACACAGUCAUGCCAUAUUCACCCAAUGAUGGUUGUGAGGAAUUAUUUUCCUGCCCUGGCAUAAAAAACAUCUCAAGUGUCCGAGAAAGAAGUGUAGAUUCCAUUAAUAUUUCAAGCAGUUCUCAUGAUACCAUAGAAGCAUCUGAAAGCAGUGAAAGAUUCAGGGAAUGCCAAAAGGCUAGCUCCUGUCGUCGCCGGAAAACUGUGAAGAUGGCUAUGGCGUCCUCAUCAUCUGAGGAGUCAGGAGAAGACACUGUGUCUGAAAACGAAUCUUUGGAGUAUGUUUUGGCAUGUAGAAGUUAUCUAUCUAAAGCACAAAAGAAGAGAGUAAUGAAGCUUAUUCAGGAAAUUCAACCUGAAUUCACAAUUUUUAUAUCAAUAAUGCGGAGGAACAAUGUGCAACCCCCGGGUCCUUUUCUGGGAAUUACCAAGGAAUAUGCAAUUGCACAUUUCCCAGAUAAAACCACAAAUGUCACUCUUGAGACGCCUGGCAAGAGCAAGAAGUGGCAUCCCAAAUUCUACAAAAGAGAUGAAAGUAGAAAGAACAUGCUUAUGGGACGGUGGUUAGACUUUGUCCGUGACAAUCAUGUGCAGGAGGGAGAUAUCUGCCUCCUUUUACCGACAAAAGAUGAGAUAAGAUACACAUUUAUGAUCUAUGUUCUCCAUGAAACAACUCAUUCUGGAGGUGGGGCUGGCUUUCAAAGGAUUGGCCCAUGCCCUGGUUCAUCUAGUGCAAAGAUGGCUUUAGAAAUCCAUACUGAGGAGGAACCAACCGCUGGAGAACAUGUUUCCUCGGAAAGUGAUAUGCAAGAAAUUUCUCAUGAACCUCUGGAGAGCGGAGACUCUGAUGAUCCAUUUGAACCUCCAUACUUUGUACCAUGCAGGAAUCCUCUAUCUAGAUCCCAAAAGAGAAUUCUUGAGGAGCGAGUGCGAGCUAUCCGAUCUGAAGUUCCCAUUUGUGUGGCAGUAAUGAAGAACAACAACAUUGGUGUCGCUCAGCGUUGGAUGCUAGAAUUAUGUUCACGAUUUGCUUCGGUAUAUCUCCCAACUAUGGGUCAAACCAUAUUGCUCCAGUGCGAGGGGAAGACAUGGGAAGCCAAAAUGAUGUUUCAUAAUGGUAGAAGGUGGUUUCUUAAUGGAGGUUGGCCUAAUUUUGCUCGUGGCAAUGACCUGCGCGUAGGCGACAUGUGUCUAUUCGAACUGAAGACGAAAGAGAGUAAGCUUACCAUGGCAGUCCAUAUCAUUCGCAAGGAGCAGUUUUAG
Messenger RNA from Miscanthus lutarioriparius, 2025 nucleotides. Lineage: Eukaryota; Viridiplantae; Streptophyta; Magnoliopsida; Poales; Poaceae. The record is from the annotation of a GenBank genome assembly.